Molecule: messenger RNA, 3781 nt
Organism: Saimiri boliviensis boliviensis (Bolivian squirrel monkey)
Lineage: Eukaryota; Metazoa; Chordata; Mammalia; Primates; Cebidae
Gene: NAA50
Product: N-alpha-acetyltransferase 50, NatE catalytic subunit
Biological process (GO): mitotic sister chromatid cohesion
Cellular component (GO): NatA complex
Molecular function (GO): acyltransferase activity, transferring groups other than amino-acyl groups
Source: RefSeq, a predicted model, not a curated record
AGUGCGGCUGCGCGCGAGGCGGCGGACGCGCCGGCGCGCAGAGGGACGGGGUGAAAGGUCACCGCGCGGCGGCUGGUCUGGCUGGCGGCAGCGGCGGGAGGGAGCUGAGAGACCCGAGUGCACGUGUGGAGCAGCGGCAGGACCUGCGCGGCGGCGGGAGACACCCCCGCCCCCACCAGAGAUUUAGGCCCUCGCUCGACUCUCGCGGCCUUCGUUGCUAGUUCAGCUCCUUGCCCUGGCUAGAGGGCCGGCUUGCGGGGUUGAGUGGCCCGAGCUGAGGGCGCGGAGACCUGAGGGCGGCGACGACGACGGCGUUGAUAUCGGUGAUAACGACGGCCUCAGCAGGCGGGGAAGAUGAAAGGCCGGAUCGAGCUGGGAGAUGUGACACCACACAAUAUUAAACAGUUGAAAAGAUUGAAUCAGGUCAUCUUUCCAGUCAGCUACAAUGACAAGUUCUACAAGGAUGUGCUGGAGGUUGGCGAGCUAGCAAAACUUGCCUAUUUCAAUGAUAUUGCUGUAGGUGCGGUAUGCUGUAGGGUGGAUCAUUCACAGAACCAGAAGAGACUUUACAUCAUGACACUAGGAUGUCUGGCACCUUACCGAAGGCUAGGAAUAGGAACUAAAAUGUUAAAUCAUGUCUUAAACAUCUGUGAAAAAGAUGGUACUUUUGACAACAUCUAUCUGCAUGUCCAGAUCAGCAACGAGUCGGCAAUUGACUUCUACAGGAAGUUUGGCUUUGAGAUUAUCGAGACAAAGAAGAACUACUAUAAAAGGAUAGAGCCCGCAGAUGCUCAUGUCCUGCAGAAAAACCUCAAAGUUCCUUCUGGUCAGAAUGCAGAUGUGCAAAAGACAGACAACUGAACAAAUUACAAAUGAACUUUCUUGCACUUGCUUGUCGCCAAAUAAAAGAGAGGCCCAUUGAUUCCCCCCAUUUUCUUUUAAAGCUUUUCUCCCUUCUUGUUCUUGUUUUUCCUUCUUCCUUUUGUUUCCUCUAAGAGUUUUAAUACUUUCAAGGACUUUAAAAAAAAAUCAUGUUUGGAUUGUUUUCUCUUAUUUUUUGUGAGGUGGUUUGAAGGAAGGAAAAGGAGAUCUGUUUAAUUUUUCAGUUAAAGUUAGAUGGUCCUAAAAAUUUAGUUGUCAAAUAAUUUCAAAUUUAAUGUCCUGCUUUCACAUUGAAUGGCAGAGCCCACAAAAUAUUAUGUAUUUCAAAAGACAAAUAGAAGCAGCAGCAAUAUCUUAUUCUCUAAUUCAUAGACAAGUUGAGUGUGCUUGUGGUACUUUGGGUUUUUUAAGACUUUGUGGGAUACUAAUCCCUAGGCAUUGCCUUCACUCCACCUUUAGUCCUUCUGAGCACACUCUCAGAAGUUGGAACAUCGUUAUCCUUGUAAGAAAUACUAAGCUUAUUUUGAUUAUUAAGCAAUUAUUUCUUCUCUUCUUGCUGGUGGGUGGGGCAGUUUGGUUUAGGUAGUAUUAUACCUUUGUCUAAAUAUUUGAGUUAAACUGCUUUUUUGCUAUUGAGUGGGCUGGUUACUAGCAGGUUGGUUUUUCCUGCCGUUGAUUGUUACUAGUGGCAUUAACUUUUAGAAUAUGAGCUGGUGAGAUUAAUUUGUUUUAAUAUCCCAGCUAGAGAUAUGGCCUUUAACUGACUUAAAGAGGUUUGUUGUGAUUUAAUUUUUUCCCUGUUCCUUUUUCUUCAGUAAACCCAAAAAUAGUCUAACCUUAAAAAUUGAGUUGAUGUCCUUAUAGGUCACUACCCCUAAAUAAACCUGAAGCAGGUGUUUUCUGUUGAACAUAAUAAAAAAUACCUAAAGGAAGCUUAGAUGGACUGUGACAUAAUAAAUGCAAUUAAUGUCAUCCAGUGCCAGCUGUUAAAAGUGUAACCACUGAGCAUUUGAUUUUACGGGAAAAAAUAUCUAGGCAGUAUUUUUGAGAAUAACAUAGCAGUGCUAUUGCAUAUCUGUUGGAGAGCAUCCCAGAUUUGCUUAUACUCUGUGCCUGUGAUACUGAGUUUAAGGAUUUGGGGCAGGGGUAAUUGUUAAACAUACUGCUUCUAUUCUUGGAAAAGCAGAAGUGUAAAGUGUUAAUAAUACAAAUGGCACUGUGACCUCCUCCACUGAGAGGACUGGUUUAUGCCAGAUCAUUUUCUGGCACAUAGGGAGUGGCUUUGACAGGUUGAUAACUUUGUAAGAUGGGAGACAUCUGAAAUAUUUAUGUUUAUAGUCCCAUCUCCAAUAGUUAGAAAUUUUCUCAGACUUUAAAAUAAUGCACAGGACUUGAGCUUUCUGUCAUUUGACUUUAAAAGGAAGUUUCAUUUGUAGUAUUUAUCCUCUUAUGUAAAAUUCUGGUAUAAAAGUCUCAUCUCCAAAUAUGUUAAAUGACAAAAUUAUUUUAUAAAAUGUUUAUGCACACUUUAUAACCUUAAGUUUUUGAGAAUGUGAAAGUACAAAGUGCAGUAGACUUCAACAGUCUUGAGUGCCAAUAAUAAUACAGAAAAAGAAGACAGUUAAUGAAUGGGUUUAUAGAGUUCUAAUCUUAAGAUGGUAAAAAUGUAAAAAGACCUUGCUGGUUUUUUGGGGGAUGUUCAUUUCUUAAACAAUCCAAAUCUAAGCUUAGAAGAAAAGUUUAGCAUUAAGCACCUUUAUCUUCAUGGAUAAGCUUCAGCUUGCUCUUGCCAAGAGAUGAGUGCUUGAGUUACAGAAAGUGUAAUUAGUUUGAAGAAUACAGCAGCCUUUUUGUAAACUUCCCAGAUAUCAAAAUGGACUUUGAUAUAUAAAUGGUUUUCUGAGAUGACACUGCCUCUAUUUCUAUAACCAUUUCACCUGGACUAUCUAAUCAGUCCUAUGAAUGUAUCCCUAAAUGUGGUUAUUGAAAACCGAAUAGCUGCCUCAUGACAAGUACAUGUUAUUUAAGGAGGAAAAAUAUUAAAUUUUGAAUUGUGUAGGCUCCCUAUCAAUAUAUAUAGAGUUUCUUUUUCCACGCUACUCAGUGACUUAAACUGUAAAUGUUUAUAAAAGGUUAAUUGUCCUACAUCAAACUUGUAUUAAAUAAUUCCAUCCACUUACGGAGGAGGAGGAGAAAAAUGUGGAAGAGGUAAAAAGUCGGGCACAACUUCAUAUGCCUAUGAGUCAGGAAAGAUCGAGCUAAUAUCCCAUGUUGAGCUGAUUAUUUUGAUAUAUGAUGAUAAUUAUCUUUGAGGUAGAACAAUUCUGUUAACUAGGAAAUGACAGGAUAUAUCCAUCAUAUUUUUCAGGACAAAAUAGUUUUUACUGUGGGACAAAUAGGUUAAAAUUACACUUUAUGGUAGUUGCAUUUAGGUUUUAAAGCAAAGAAUCUGUAGAGAAAUCUAUGCAAUAUAUAGUAUGUCCCAGAUUAGUUUUCAUUUGGGAGAAGUUCUGAAAUAUCUCUGAAGCAGUUUGUUUACUCAUCAAUUGAAAAGUCCUCCAAAAAGAGAACUAUUGGGAAACCAUGGUGUGUGGUGGUGGAAAAGAAAAGCUCCCUCAGUUUUUUGGAGGGAAUAACUUUAAAAAAAUACUUAAAUGGCUAAGUAUACUUGGUGCAGUUAAGAAUUAAACUUGUCAAUUUUAACAUUGCUGUUACAUCUGAAAUAAACGUGUUGUUCUGUUAGUGAUCUGUGAUACCUAUAAAUGUCAAAACUGUAUUGUUGAAUUCUACAGCCAGCAACUGUACAUACUCAUUGUGUAGUGUUUUCGUUACUGCUUGAAUUUAGUUUCACAUUUCUUUAAGGUCUAAUAUUAAAAUCAUUAAAAUAGGCCAGGUGUAA